Paramecium sonneborni is the source of this 383-nucleotide messenger RNA. Lineage: Eukaryota; Ciliophora; Oligohymenophorea; Peniculida; Parameciidae. The record is from the annotation of a GenBank genome assembly.
AUGUUAGAUUAUAAGAAUACUCAAUUAGUCAAAUAUACAAGUUGUAAGAAACUAUUAAGAGGGAGAAUUGAUAAAAUAGAGAUGAAGAUUAUUAGAUACUAUUAAGAAGGUGUGAAGGAAAAAUAUAUGAAUUAGAUAACAGAUUUAUCACAUAGCUUAUAAAUGAUAUUUUAUAAAUGAUAUUGUUCAAAACAAGGGAUGUUAAUUUGAUAAAUCAAAUGGUAUGGUUAAGAAUGAGUAUCAAUAGAUAAUUUAUCAAAUUUUGGAGUAAAAGAGAAGCAGGAUUCAUUAGAAAUAUUUACUCCUUAAGUAAUAUUUAAAAGAUAAUAAAUUAAGAUUAUUUUAGAGAUUACAAUGAUUAAAAAUAGAUAGCCAAAUAUUGA